Messenger RNA from Rhododendron vialii, 1355 nucleotides. RefSeq names its product WAT1-related protein At3g28050-like. The transcript has 7 exons. The record is from RefSeq and is a predicted model, not a curated record. Gene Ontology annotation, molecular function: transmembrane transporter activity. NCBI's taxonomy places the organism in Eukaryota, Viridiplantae, Streptophyta, Magnoliopsida, Ericales, Ericaceae. Gene Ontology annotation, cellular component: plasma membrane. Bases 174 to 1211 code for a protein of 345 amino acids.
ACACCAAACCGGCCGUUGUUAUACAUUUCUUACCAUAUAUACAGAGUGCCCCAUGGGCCCGUAUUCAUUCCUGGACUCGCGCGAGUAAUUGAGGCGCAGCUUUCUGGUUCGAUCGGCACUUGAUACAUUGACUUCACAGAGAGACCCAAGUUUGUACUCAGAGAGAGAGAGAGAUGUGGGGAAGUGGUUUAAUAGCAGUGAUGGUGGCAAUGGAGGCUUUGGACGCAGGUCUAAACACGUUAAGCAAAGCAGCAAUGAGGGAAGGAAUGAGCGACUUCGUGUUUGUUGUGUAUUUUAACGCCUUGGCCUUGCUCUUGCUUCUUUCUUCGAAUCUCAUCCAUUACAGGAAAAAACCAAUUCCAAAGCUUCCCUUAUUUAUAGUGUUCAGAAUCUUCAUUUUAGGCCUCCUCAGUUGUGGUGUGCAGAUUUUGAUGUAUGUUGGAAUAGGGUAUAGCUCUGCAGCUAUGGCUUCAGCGAUGAAUGGACUCAUUCCAGGAUUCACCUUCAUACUUGCCAUUGUCACCAGGAUGGAAAAGCUAGACUUAAAAGUUGGGAGCAGCCAGGCCAAGUCCAUCGGCACCCUAAUUGCACUUGCAGGGGCAUACUUUUUGAUUUUCUACCAGGGCCCGGGCAUUGUUUCCACCCGAUCUUCCUCAAACAGCGUUCUUGGCACACUUUUUGUGUCGGAUUGGAUCAUUGGAGGCUUUCUCCUUGUCACAUCUAGCGUUUUGUUUUCAUUGUCUUUUAUCGUCCAGACUUGGAUCAUUAAGGAGUACCCUGCAGAGCUGGUGGUAUCAUUUAUCGGCUGUAUUUUUGUUCUAAUCCCAUCAGCCGUGGUUGCUCUGAUCGUAGAAAGGGAUGUAAGUGCUUGGAAACUGAGACCAGAUUUGGAGUUGUUAACUAUUGCCUACGCGGCAAUUUUCAUGGUUACAAUUCGGGGUGUGGUUGAUAUAUGGGCUUGUCGGACAAAGGGCCCAGUUUUUGUUUCGAUGUUUAAGCCCAUAGGGAUGGCCUUUACAGUCGUCAUGGGGGUUACCUUUCUGAGGGAUACUCUCCAUAUUGGAAGUGUGAUUGGAGCAGCCCUAAUAGCUUUGGGUUUCUAUUCCGUGUUGUGGGGUAAAGCCCAAGAAGCCAAGAUGGUUGAAGACGGUAGUGGGAUUUCUCAACUUGAUUCAUCACCGGAUCAAGUGCCCCUCUUGCGAAACAUAUGAAAUUCUGUUUUGUAUUAUAGACUAGGGGCAAUGCACGUGCUUCGCACGAAAAUAUCAUGCCUGUUGGUUUGAAACUUGAUUAGAGAAAACACAGAGAAAUAUAACAACAAUCAGUUGAUGUACGCGAAUCAAACUGAUCGGUCU